ACGGGCCAGUAAAGCCCAAAGAAUUUUGUGAAUGAGCUUCCCCCCCCCCCACUCCCGCCGGGCACGGCCCGCCCACUUGCCCUCCAUUGGUUCAGUGAGGGAAGCCCCGCCCUAGAGGGAGGGACUGGUUUGAAUCAAGACUCUGAGAUUACGAGGUUCGGGUAGAAGCCCGGGGAACCCGAAGCAAGAGCCAUGCGUCCGAGCUGACAGCAAAAGCCGGGGAACCAAACACACCCUUCUCGCUUUCCUUUCCUUGCGGCUGCCGGGAUAGGGGACUCUGGUGGGACCUUCCAGGAAACAUCAAGCUAGACUUCUAAGCCAGCAGGUCCCUCCCAGAGUGUCCAACCCGCCCAUUUUACAGAGGAGAAAACUGAGACCCAGAGCUAGUUACGGAGGGAGUCGUGGGUAGAACACAAGCUCAGGGAUCUGGGAGGAGGCUGAGAGGCUGAACCAGGGUCCCCAGAACCGUCCCUCCAACCUGCCCUCCCCGCCGCCUGGGACAUGGAGCAUCGGCGAAGGCCAGCCAGGUCCCCUGGCCUGGUCAGCGAGCAGGAGUGAGCCAGCCAGCCCUCUACCAUGCCCCCGGGGCCCUGGCUUUGCUUGGCCUUGCUCCUCGCAGCCCGGGCCCAGAGCUCCUGGAACCCCCGGCCCAGCAGGGCCCAGCCCCGGAGGCCCAGCGACCCGGGCAGUGCGCGCCACGCUCGCAGCUACCAUCACCUGGAAGGUGACAUCCGCUGGAGAAGGCUCUACUCCUCCACCCACUUCUUCUUGCACAUUGGGCCCAGUGGCAGGGUCGAAGGCACGCGGCAGCCCCACUGCCCCAACAGCAUCGUGGAGAUCCGCUCGGUCCGAGUGGGCGUAGUGGCUAUAAAAGCAGUCUACACAGGCUUCUACUUGGCCAUGAACCGCAGGGGGAAGCUUUAUGGAACGAGGGAAUACAGCCCCAACUGCAAGUUCAUGGAACGAAUUGAGGAGAAUGGCUAUAAUACCUAUGCUUCCCUUCGCUGGAGACACGAAGGCCGACAGAUGUUUCUAGCCCUGGAUGGACGGGGUGCCCCUCGCCAAGGUGGCCGGACCCGCCGGCAGCACCUCUCCACUCAUUUCCUGCCUAUCUUGGUCUCCUAAGCCUGAAGAAAGGGUCCUUGUGUAUAGAUAUAUAUUUUUUCUCUAUUUAUUAUUUUUAAAAAGACAAACAGGGGAAAGGAAGAUAUCUCUUUUUGAAGACCUUGUAAAAAAAAAAAAGCCUGGGGAGUUCCCAAGCCAAUAACUGGAGAAUGUAGAGGCCCUGAAGAUUCUGGGAUUCUCGGCCCCCCAGAGAAGGGGUAGCCACUGCUAGACUGUGUAUUUAUUAUACAAAUACUUGGAACACAAAAAUCAAGGAUCAGUGCAGCUGUAUUAACUGGCAUUUCUGAGUGCCUUAAGGCUUACAAAAUGUUUUCCUCACAACAGACCUAUGAAAGAGAGAGCUCAAAUAAAAUUAUUUCUAUUUUACAGAGGAUAAAACUGAGGCCAGAAAAAGGAAGUGAAUUGCCUAGGUUCACACAGGUAAUAAAUGGGCUGAAUCAGUACUUAAGCAAACCCCAAUCUCUUGACUUCAAACUUCACUAUGUUGUAACCCAGCGGCAUUGGGUCUUCAUUUUCCUUAGGAGAAGUGGGGAUGAGGUUCAGAAUCUUAUCUGCUAUUCUUCGAAGUGGCUCUGGACUUCAAAGUAGGCAGGGUGGUCAUAGCAUCCCUGGGCAGAGGGCCCAGCUCUUUAACUCACAAAUGGAACCGUGACCUUCCCCAUUGUGGGCCCAUCUUCCCAUCUAUAUGGCGAAAGAUGUUGGACUCAGUGGUUUUUAACAUUCUUUGUUUGAUGGGCCAUUCUAGUGCUUAAAACUCUAUAUUCUCUGUUCUAAAAGACCUUCCAAUUCUGACCUUUUAUAUCUACUAGCCUUCUACUUCAGAUAUUCUAUAUCUUUUAUUCUCUGACCCCUUCUGAUUUGGGCCUUCUAUGAAUGUCUCAGGUAUGUGUAAACUCCAUCUCUGACCGAAGUUCUAAGUCUGCUCCAGCUCUGAUGUUUUAUAUCUUCUAAGGAAAAUAUGGCAAUAAGGGCAAACCCAUUACAUGAAAAUCCAGAUUCAUAAGAAAAUCAGAAUAUAAAGCUUUAUAAAAAAGAUUUUUGGAAGAGGGAAGUCCAUUAGGGACUUUAAAAUACUACUUAAUUUACAGAAUUUCAUUUUUCUCUCUACUUUACUAGGGUUCUGCCAAAAAAUAAGCCCAAGCUCUUUCUUAGAUGGCCAUGGCCCAGGUUAGACCUGGAAUAGGGCAAUGGUAUACUGAUAAAUGUUUAACAGCCAGAUUUUUGGAGGGAAAAAAAGGUAUGCAGGACAUACUUUUAAGUUUAGUCUUCAUUAUUAACAUGGUUUCCAUCACUUCCUUAAGUCUGGACACUCAACAAAACAAUAAAUCAAGUGCCUAUCUGUAGCAGUUGCCAAUUUCUACAGUGUAAAUACAAUAAAAAUUUAACAAUUAGGUCUUGAGAGCUGAUUAGAAUUAGCUUUAACCUGUUUCUGGCUGGACAUGACUCAAAGUGCCUUUGAGAACUGGGUGUCUCCUAGCAUCCUCUCCACCAUGAAAGGCUGCAGGAGAAGGCUGGGCCCAGGUGAGAAGCUAGGUUGAUCCUAAGGCUAGAAACAUAAUGAGUGUAUAUCCAUCCCUGGGGUAAAUGUUUAUGGUUUUUUUCUCUGAAUUUCCUCCAUUUCUCUAUCAUGAUGUUACUGAAACUUGGAAGGGACAGAUAGGAAAAAGAAUGUCAGAGCAAGAAAGGUCCUUCUUCACCUUGUAGGCUGGUACCUUUCAAACACGAGAAGUAUUCCUCCCUAAAAAGCAUCUUCUCAAAGGGAGUUUGCCACUGUUAGGUCCUUAGAUGAGUAAGAAUGACCUUCUAUUUGUGAGCUUAACAAAGUGGCUUCCCUUCCAUUCUCAUAUGCUUGCAUCACCCUAAUGCAGAAGACCAGACAUGAAUUAUUACUGUUGUUUUACAGAUAAGUAAGCUGAGGACUCGGAGCAGGAAAGGGACUUAUCCAAGGAAUUAUAUGACAAGAUAGAGUUAGUAACUAAGGAGUCUUAUUUCUUAGAGACAAUUCAAGAGUUAGAAUUAGGUCCCAUCACUUUUUAUAACCUUCAGCAUGUCAUUUUCUCUUUUCCAUGCCCAAAUUUCUCCUUCCACCAAGCAAUAAGUAUGUGAAAUACUAGCACAAUAAGCCUCACAUUGUGAGCUUUCUAAAGUGUUCAUGAAAGAAACAUAGGUGGUUACUAUAAAUUCAUGUUUUUUCCUAAUAUUCUACACCAUGUUGCUACUGAAACUUGGGAGGGACAGAUAGGAAAAAGAAUGUCAGAACAAGGGUUUUAUUCAAUUAAAUUUAUGAAAUAGAGAUUCAGUACAGAGGAUACAAAGCAAAAGCCAAAAUACAACCUUUUCUCAAAGAACUUAGAAUCCUUUGCAAAUUCUUGCUUGUCCAAAAUGAAGAGAGUUAGAGAGCAGAAGACCGAAGAGAUAACUUUGUUUCUUCUUUACCUUCCUUCCUCUUUAAUUUCUUUUUUAGUCCCUUAAUUUCUUAUUAUAGUAAGCAUUUCUGGCACUAUAUCAAAAUGUAAAAGAUAAUGGACAUCCUUGCUUUAUCCCUAAACUUAUUGGAAAGGCUUCCAGUUUAUCCCCAUUACAUGAAAUACUGCCUCUUGGUUUCAGAUAGAUAACUUAUAUUAAGGAAAGGUCCAUUUAUCCCUAUAUUUUUCAGCGUUUUUUUUUAAACAGGAAUGAUAAUGAACAUGGUUUGAGGGGAGUCCCUACUCCACCAUCUCUCCCUCCUUACCACCUUUCAGCUACCUCUACCCAGGCUCACGAUCCUAUUUUAUCAGUCUCCUACUAGGAAGGGAGGAUCUUGAGUCACAUAUUACCUCAAUUCUGAAUUCAAACUCUGUCCUCCUCUGUUCAAGGGAGAGGCCAAGGGAAUUUUUUCUCUCCUAUGUCCAAAAGGAAACACCCUAUAUUAAGACUAGGGCACAUACUUGGGUACCUGGGGCCUGAAUCACCAAGAAGCCAAGGCCCUUCCCAGUGAGAGAAUGGCAGAAUGUGGCAAGAGCCCAGGAAGAACCAUUCUUGAAGCAGCAGAUCUGGCAUUUGCUACUCAAGCGCACAAAAACUCAUUUCUAUUAGACUGUAAGCUCCUUGAGAGCAGGAACUGUCUUUUGCCUUUUUUUUCCCCCAGCA
Molecule: messenger RNA, 4254 nt
Organism: Sarcophilus harrisii (Tasmanian devil)
Lineage: Eukaryota; Metazoa; Chordata; Mammalia; Dasyuromorphia; Dasyuridae
Gene: FGF22
Product: fibroblast growth factor 22
Exons: 3
Coding region: 577-1125 (182 amino acids)
Biological process (GO): positive regulation of gene expression; regulation of cell migration; fibroblast growth factor receptor signaling pathway
Cellular component (GO): cytoplasm
Molecular function (GO): growth factor activity; fibroblast growth factor receptor binding
Source: RefSeq, a predicted model, not a curated record